This is a messenger RNA of Pseudoliparis swirei, 1068 nucleotides long. RefSeq names its product Wnt-activated inhibitory factor 2 (gene tpbgl). Gene Ontology annotation, cellular component: plasma membrane. The coding region runs from base 1 to 1068 and encodes 355 amino acids. Gene Ontology annotation, molecular function: protein binding. The transcript has a single exon. NCBI's taxonomy places the organism in Eukaryota, Metazoa, Chordata, Actinopteri, Perciformes, Liparidae. The record is from RefSeq and is a predicted model, not a curated record. Gene Ontology annotation, biological process: negative regulation of canonical Wnt signaling pathway.
AUGAGGGAGAAAAUGUGGAUAUUUUACAGUGCCGAUAAUUCAAAGUGUCUUUUUUCUAUUUGGAACCAGUGGUAUUGGUGUUACGCAGCAGUGGCGUGUGUGUUGUUGUCUCCUGUCAGGACGGAUCACGCGUGCCCGUCGUCCUGCGUCUGUGCCAAAGACUCAGGGACAGUGACCUGCCGUGAUGGGGAGGACACCGAGGUGCCGGGACACAUACCGGAGUGGACGUCCACCUUGAUACUCAAGGGGAGAAACAUUUCAACUUUACAGCGUGGUGCGUUCAUGAGCAACGGGACGGAGUUGCAAAUGACGACACUCUCGUUGUCCGAUAACGGGAUAGAGGCUCUUGAACCUUACGCCUUCCUGGGACUCCCCCGAUUGCAUGUGCUGGAUUUGAGCCACAACCAGCUAGAGUACAUCUCAUCCAGGGCUUUCCACGGGUUACUGGAGCUCCGCUCUCUUUACCUAAAUCACUCCAUUUUACCUGCGGCCACAGAACAGCUCUCAAAUGCGCUCAACACCCAAAGUUUGCGCAACCUCCACAGACUGGAGUUAGCGGGUAACACGCUGAAGUCAAUCCCCCUGCUGCGGUUUGAUAAUCUCCACACGUUAGUGCUGAUCAAUAACUCAAUAGAGAGCAUAGGAGGAGGAAAUAUAUCCAUGUUGUACCAGCAAAAGCGCAUACGCGUUUACUUGGAUUUAAACCCGUUUCGGUGCAACUGUGAACUGGAGGCGUUUUACUACUGGUUGAAGAACUCGUCCCAGUGCCCGGAUGCAGGGCGUCUCCUGUGCAACGAGCCGGAGGCAAAGAGAGGGGUUCCCGUGGAGAAGCUCCGGGAAGAGGACAUGGAUUGUGUGAACGAGGACCUGGAGGCGGUCUCAUACGUGUUCCUCGGUAUAGUGUUGGCUCUGAUCGGCGUGGUGUUUCUCAUGGUGCUGUAUCUCAACCGAAGAGGCAUCAAACGGUGGCUCAACAACAUCAGAGAUGCGUGCCGGGACCAGAUGGAGGUCUACCACUACCGGUACGAGCAGGACUCAGACCCGAGACUGGCCAACGUAGCUGUUUAA